Molecule: messenger RNA, 1353 nt
Organism: Rotaria sordida
Lineage: Eukaryota; Metazoa; Rotifera; Eurotatoria; Philodinida; Philodinidae
Source: the annotation of a GenBank genome assembly
AUGUGUAUAAAUUCUUUAAUGAUUGAUAACGAUAUAAUAAAAUGUCUCAUAGAAGAUUUAGUUGAUCGUAUCUGUUUAAUAAACAGUUCAUCACCAAUUCAAAUAAAUUCUUCAAUAUAUUAUUCAUCAAAAUCAAUUGAAAAUAAAUUUAAUCAAUCAAUAAAUAUUCUUAAUAAUUCAAUAAAACAAUUAUUAAAAUAUGAAUUAAAUACAGUUGUUAAUAAUGGUCAAUUAACAACAACAUCAAAUAUUCGACAUGGUCGUUAUUAUAAUCCAGCUACAACAAUUAAACAAAUAAAUGAUUUAAAAAAACGACUUCAUUGGAUUCAACAAAGACAAAUGAUUAUAAAACAAUUAAAUAUUAAUCAAGAUAAAAAAAUAAAUGAAACAAUUUCGGAUGUAAAUUUACUUGAAAAUAUUUGGUUUGAACAUCGAUUAAAAAUGUUAGAUAAUUCAAUAGAAUUAUUAAAAAAACAAGAAAUAGAAGAAGAACAACAACAACAAGAAAUUCAUGAUGAUUUAUCAUGUGCUCGUUGUAGAAUUUAUCAAAGAAAAAAUGAUACUGAUAAUCAAUUAUUAAAGAAAUUAAAACAUAUUCAUCAAGUUCAUAAUGAACAUAAUUAUUCAACAAGUCAUGUACAAUAUUCUACACCAGAAUCUGAUCUUAUUUUAUCUUUAUCAAAAAUCGCUGAUGGUAUUGGUCACAAUUUAAAUUCAAAUAUUUCGAAUUCAUCAAAAAAACUUCAAUCAACAACAUCAAUAACAACAACAAUAACAAAGAAAAAACAACAACAACAACAACAACAACCAAAAUUGCAAUCAUCUAUAUCUCUUAUUGGUGGAGAUGCCAAUAAAAAUACUAAACGAACAAUGGAAGAAUCUCGAAAAAUAUCGAACAGUAAUUUCAUUUCAACUAAUUAUGAUCUUACAAAUAAACGACAUAAAAGAAUAGCUUCUCCACAAUCAACAUUAUCAAUAUCAUCAACAAGCAUGACAGGAAUGAUUAGUAGUUCAUCACCUCAUGAAAUUUUGACACCUAGUUGGCGAAUAUUAACAAAUAAUGAUUUUGAUAAUGUAUUAAAUACUGAAAAAUGUUCUGAUCAACAAGAAAAUGAAGAUAUAUCUGAUGAAAGUUAUAUACAUCGUCAUAUUCGUUGUGAAUUAGAACAAGAAUCUUGGAUAACAAAUUCUCCAAUAUCAAAAAAUGUUUCAUUAACAACAAAUAAAAAAAGUGGAACACUUCAAACAUCAUUAUCUGUACCAAAUGGUUUAUCAACAACGAAUCAAAAACAGUAUAAAUAUCGUUUAACACCUAAUGGAGUUGCAUAUACAGAAACAAUUGAUACAAAAUAA